Morus notabilis is the source of this 2026-nucleotide messenger RNA. Its product is annotated as heat shock factor protein HSF8. Gene Ontology annotation, molecular function: DNA-binding transcription factor activity; RNA polymerase II cis-regulatory region sequence-specific DNA binding. NCBI's taxonomy places the organism in Eukaryota, Viridiplantae, Streptophyta, Magnoliopsida, Rosales, Moraceae. The record is from RefSeq and is a predicted model, not a curated record. Gene Ontology annotation, biological process: regulation of transcription by RNA polymerase II. Gene Ontology annotation, cellular component: nucleus. The transcript has 2 exons. The coding region runs from base 303 to 1859 and encodes 518 amino acids.
UCCCUCCGUCGCGUCCUCCCCCUUUUAUUCACUCUUCCCUCCCCCUCUUUCGCCGUCCGUACACACUGCCCCUUUCUCUGAUUCUCUCUCUACUUUCCGGUUUCCCUUCUUUCUCUCUCUAAAUUCGUCUCUCUCUCUCUCCUCCAAAUUUUACCACUCCCGCCGAUCUAGGGUUUAAGCUUCUCUCCUCUCUCCAAUGGCUUCCUCCAAACCCUAGCCGAUAAAGUUUCUUGAUUAUUUUCCACAUUUCUUUUUCGUCUUUCUUUCUUCUUGCUUUGAUUGUUUCUUCUAUUUGGCGGCGAAUGGAUGGGAUUUCCAAUGGCGGCGACGUGCAGUCGAGCGGCGGCGAAGGGAGUCAGCCGGCGGUUGCUGCUGUUCCGGCGCCGAUUCAGAACGCGAACGCGCCGCCGCCUUUCUUGAGCAAGACGUACGACAUGGUGGACGACCCGGCGACCGACCCGGUCGUGUCGUGGAGCCCUACGAACAACAGCUUCGUGGUGUGGAACCCGCCGGAGUUCGCCAGGGACCUCUUGCCCAAAUACUUUAAGCACAACAAUUUCUCGAGCUUCGUUAGGCAGUUGAACACCUAUGGUUUUAGGAAGGUUGAUCCAGAUCGCUGGGAAUUUGCAAAUGAAGGAUUUUUGAGGGGUCAAAAACAUCUUCUUAGGAGUAUCAACAGGCGGAAACCUGCCCAUGGACACAGCCAUCAACAGCCACAGUCAUCACAUUCACAGAGUUCUGUUGGGCCAUGCGUAGAGGUUGGGAAGUUCGGUCUUGAAGAAGAGGUUGAGAGGCUUAAAAGAGACAAAAAUGUUCUUAUGCAGGAACUUGUUAGGCUAAGGCAGCAGCAGCAGACUACUGAUAACCAGCUGCAAGCCAUGGUGCAGCGGCUUCAAGGGAUGGAGCAGCGGCAGCAGCAGAUGAUGUCAUUUCUUGCAAAGGCUGUGCAGAGCCCUGGUUUCUUGGCUCAGUUUGUGCAGCAGCAAAAUGAGAGCAAUAGGCGCAUAACUGAAGCAAACAAGAAACGGAGACUGAAGCAGGAUGGUAUUGCUGAGAGUGAGAUUUCUGCUGCUUCUGAUGGACAGAUUGUCAAGUAUCAGCCUAUGAUGAAUGAGGCCGCCGCAAAGGCAAUGCUCAGGCAGAUUAUGAAAGCAGAGGCUUCUUCCGGGUUGGACUCUUAUAAGAACAAUCCAGAUGGUUUCCUGAUUGGUGAUGGUUCAUCGUCAUCCACUUCAGUAGAGAAUAGAAGCCCCUCUAGUCGUGUAUCAGGAGUGAGGCUUCAAGAAGUACUGCCAACUUCAGGGCAAAGGUCUUGUGUUUCAGCGUCUUCAGGAAUCUCAAUCCCCGCCGCUGCCAUAUCUGAAAUACAAUCUGCCCCAGAGUCUUUGACUUCUGAAAAAGUUACAACAGCUCCAUUCCCAGAUGUGAGUGUGCUGGUUGGGGCACAAGAGGGACCAACAAUUCCUAUUUCUCGGGGAGAUGUUGUAAUGCCGGAGCUGUCUCAAUUAUCCGAAAUGGUGCCUGAAGGAAUACUUAGCAGUCCCGAAGACAAUUUCAUGGUCACCGAGUCGGAUGAUGGAUUGUUUGAUCCAACAUCAUUCGGAGUGAAUGGGUCGAUUCCUCUAGAUAUAGAUAUUGAUAGCAUCCCUGCUGAUCAUGACAUCGAUGAAUUGCUAAAGGAUUCUGCCUUCUUAGAUGAACUCCUUGUUCAGAGCCCGGCACCAGAGCAAUCAUCUCCAGAUGGAACUUCAAAGGAAAUUGAGGUACAACAAAAAGAGAAUGGAUGGAGCAAGACUCAGCACAUGGACAAGCUUACUGAGCAAAUGGGGCUUCUUGUAUCGGAUGCUAAAGGGGUUUGAUCUUGUUUAACAAAUGUACAUUACGCACACCUUUCGAGGUAAACCCCGAAGAUAUUCCGUUAAUCAUCUUAAUUAUAUGGUUAUCUUCUUUGGCCAUUGAAAUAGUGCCUUGUUUGCCGGUGUAACUUGACUUUUGCUUGCACAUAUGGGGAACCAAACUUUAGAUC